Messenger RNA from Beauveria bassiana ARSEF 2860, 1740 nucleotides. RefSeq names its product C6 zinc finger domain-containing protein. Lineage: Eukaryota; Fungi; Ascomycota; Sordariomycetes; Hypocreales; Cordycipitaceae. Gene Ontology annotation, biological process: regulation of DNA-templated transcription. The transcript is spliced from 4 exons. The record is from RefSeq and is a predicted model, not a curated record. Bases 1 to 1740 code for a protein of 579 amino acids. Gene Ontology annotation, molecular function: DNA-binding transcription factor activity, RNA polymerase II-specific; zinc ion binding.
AUGGUCGGCAUCCCCACCAGAUCAGUCUCAUGCCUGACCUGCCGCCGGAGAAAGAAAAAGUGUGAUAAGACUGCGCCUGCGUGCCUCAAGUGCGAGAAAGCCGGUAUAGAAUGUGAGGGGUAUACCGAAGGCCUGGUCUGGGUCAACCGGACCGUGGACAACCGCCCCAAGCUGCAAGUCCGACUACGACAGCAACAGCAACAGCAGCAGCAGCAGCAGAAGCAGUCGGGCUUGGUACAGCGUGAGCAGCAACUUCAAUAUGACUCCUCCAGCACGGGCGAUAGCCCCGAGUCGGCGUGGCUGGCCGACCGCUCCCCCGACAUCUUGCUACCAGUGCACCUGGCCCGCUCGGCGCGCGAGCAGCUCUACAUGGGCUACUUUGGCGCAACUAUGCUCGCGGCAGGGACGACGGUGCCCUCGGAUGCAGCCAUGAGCUUUGCGUCGAUGGGCUGGACCAAGUACAUUAGCCCGCUUUACGACACAGACCCGACCGUCCGGUGCGCCGCCAUGGCCACGUCGAGCGCCAUCAUCGCCACGCUGCACAACGACAAGCAACUACAGGUCAAGGGCAUUCAAGCCUACAACAACUCCGUCAUGGAAAUGGUCAAAGGGCUGCAGAGGACGGAUUGGUAUAAACGCGAUGGAUUACUGACGGCCGCCCGCAUAAUGGCCACGUUUGAGUUGUUAUUCAUUUCCAAAGACAAAGACACACCCGAGCCUUUAGCUUGGCGGGGCCAUAACCAAGGACAACAAGCCAUCUUCUUGGCGCGCGGCCCCGUGGCGUUUGCUUCAGGCCCGGCGCAUCAAUUAUACUCUGAUGCGCGCAUCAACAUGGUCAUGCUGUCGAUGGGCCAACGAAAACGCUCCCCCUUUGCUAGCCCUGCAUGGGAUAAGAUCCCGUGGAAGAAGCACCCCAAAGCCGUCAAAGACCAGCUCAUCGAUCUAAUGCAAGACAUCCCCGAGAUCCUCGAAUACGUGGAAGAGUUCAAAGCCUCUGCCGAUCCGCAGCGACGGCAGGACCUUGAGGCGCUCAUCAUGAGCCGCUCCAGCGAGGUGCGCGCAGAUCUCGACGCUUGGGCGGCCGACCGCGGCGACAGCCUGCAGCGCUUCGACUGCUUUGCCAACACGGGCCCGAUCGAGCCGCCGAGAAACGACGCCGAGUUUGCGUUUCACCACAUGACGACGAUAUACUGGUUCACGUGCGGCAUGCUCUCGUGCAUCAGGAGCUUCUUCAGCUCGCGGCAGGGCGAGGAGCGAAUACCGCGACGACCACCGGGAUGGUACGCGACGUACGGGGGUGCGGCGGCCGGCACGCCCACCUCGACAACGACGACGACGACCAACUCCCCCAGCCACGACGACAGUACCAACUCGCCCUCCUCGGCGUCGACAACCUCGACGGCCGCCAGCGUGUCUGCCUCGGAGCACUAUCUAUGGGAGUCGGCCAUGAACGCCACGCGCGAGGUCUACGCCAUGGGCUUCUUCUUCACCCCCGACGCGGGCGUCGCCCACUCGGCGGCGGGGCUCAUGUCGCUGGCCGUGAUCUUGCGCUACUACCUGCACCCGGCCGCCUUUUGCCUCCUAGGCACCGAGGUUGAGAUUCUACAGGGCCUGUACGCCACCCCGAUCCUGGGCAUCCCCAUCGGCCAGCUGCUGCGGCGCAUCCUGGGCGGCCACCUGCCGCCGCUCGUGGCGAAUGUUGACGGCCCGCGGGUCAGUCAUGGCCUGGGGUGGUUCUAG